Molecule: messenger RNA, 567 nt
Organism: Phytophthora sojae
Lineage: Eukaryota; Oomycota; Peronosporomycetes; Peronosporales; Peronosporaceae
Exons: 4
Coding region: 1-567 (188 amino acids)
Source: RefSeq, a predicted model, not a curated record
AUGGCAGGUUUAGUCUUCACUCGCCCUAGCCCCAACUGCCUCCACCCGCCCACCACGCCAAGGCCCACGAUGGCGACCACGACCGGCACGACCAGCACAGCCACCACGAUCUGCACGACCCGCACGACGGCCACAACCAGCGCGCCGGCCAUAACCAGCACGAAGGCCACGACCAACAUGCCCACGGCCACUGCCCCUCGCAAGAAGAACCUGACGGAGCAGCAGCGCCACCAAAUACUGUGGCUCCUGGCUCGGGACUCCACCGGAGGCAACUCUCGCCACGGAGCCAUAGGUGCUGCCGCCGACCAGUUCGAGGUACAGCCCCGUACGGUGUCACGGAUCUGGCAGCGUGCUGUGGCAUCCGCUGCGGCUACUGGUGUUUUACAGGUGCCAUCUCGUAAGUGCGCCACUGGGCGUAAGAAGAAGGACUAUGGUGCUGCGCUCGAGCGGCUCCGUGAGGCCGCCCCUGAAAUGAGGUCUACUUCGCUGGGGUACCAUCCGCUACGCUGCACCAUCGGCAUUGCACAAGGUGGGCAAGAGAUUAUCGCCGAUCAGGCUGGUUCAUAG